Molecule: messenger RNA, 5177 nt
Organism: Salarias fasciatus (jewelled blenny)
Lineage: Eukaryota; Metazoa; Chordata; Actinopteri; Blenniiformes; Blenniidae
Gene: asb1
Product: ankyrin repeat and SOCS box containing 1
Exons: 5
Coding region: 191-1243 (350 amino acids)
Biological process (GO): protein ubiquitination; ubiquitin-dependent protein catabolic process; intracellular signal transduction
Cellular component (GO): ubiquitin ligase complex
Molecular function (GO): protein binding
Source: RefSeq, a predicted model, not a curated record
CAAUCAGGAAGUGGCGCUGCGCACCGAGCGAUGAGACGCGCUCGCCAAACACGGUCAGGUUUGUUUGUUUUGAUGCCUCCUGUCUGACCCGCCGGACGGGCCUCCUCUCUCCCGGACGGGCCUCGUCUCUCCCCCGCGUGUCCCUCGGCUGCGGCGUCGUGGUGGACGCUGCUGUUGAUAUUUGUGGAGCAUGGCCGACGGUCCGGAGGCUGAUGUGGAUGACCCGCCCAGUAUCAAUUUCCCCCCGCUCAUCACUGUGUCCGAUCUGCCCAGCGCCACCGCUGCAGGUCGUAACCUGAAGGAAUGGCUCCAGGAGCAGUUCUGCGACAAACCUCUGGAGCAGGAUGACAUGCGGCUCCACAAUGCGGCCUACGUGGGAGAUCUGGACACCCUGAGGAACCUGCUGCAGGAGGAUGACUUCAGACGGCGUAUCAACGAGAAGUCGGUGUGGUGCUGCGGCUGCCUUCCCUGCACGCCCCUGCGGAUCGCCGCCACCGCCGGGCACGCCGCCUGCGUGGCCUACCUGAUCGCCCAGGGAGCCGAGGUGGACCUCGUGGACGUCAAGGGCCAGACGGCGCUCUACGUGGCCGUGGUCAACGGGCACCUGGACUGCGUCCGGAUCCUCCUGGAGGCCGGAGCCGACCCCAACGGGAGCCGGCACCACCGCAGCACGCCGCUGUACCACGCCGCACGCGUGGGGAGGGUGGACAUCCUGCAGGAGCUGAUCAGGUUUAACGCCGAUGUAGACAUGGACCACCAGCUGGGUCCGCGGCUCCUGCUGAGCGCCCGGACCCUCAACACCCUGGUGGUGUGUCCCCUCUACAUCAGCGCCGCCUACCACCACCUGCACUGCUUCCGCCUGCUGCUCCAGGCCGGCGCGCAGCCCGACUUCAACUACACGGGGCCCGUGUGCCAGGAGGCGCUGACGCGCGGCCUGGCCUCCUGCCUGCUGGACGCCGUGCUGCGGCACGGCUGCGAGGUGGCCUUCAUACACCUGCUGCUGGACCACGGCGCCAACCCGGCCCUCGUGCCCUGGGACGAGUCGGAGCUGGAGGCGCCCAACCGGAGGAAGGUGGAUCCGGACGCACUCAGGGUCUUCCUGGAGGCGAGGAGACAGCCUCGCAGGCUCACACACUUCUGUCGCAUCAGGAUCCGCCGGACGAUGGGAAAAACCCGGCUGAACCACAUAUCCUUGCUCCCGCUACCAGAACCAAUCAAGAACUUCCUGCUUCACCAAAACUGACUGCCGUCCCUCUCCUCCUCGUCCUCCUCCACUGUGCUCGUCCCACGGAAACCUCAGUCAGUCCCAAAGACGUCUGAACGUCUCCGUCUGAACGUUUUGUUUUGUGACCAUUAACAGAGUCAGUAACGUGGUUUUACAACUAUUUGGAAGUCAGCGCUCGAGUUACACUCUUAUCUUUCUGUCACUUUUAAAGGUAACUUAAAUGCUUCGAAGCUUAUCAGAGAAUCUGUCGUGGACUUGUGGAAACAGUGUCGAUGUUCUUCUCGUGUCCUGCUCAGAUCUCCACGGAGCGUCCUGGUCCUGCGUCACAAAGCACUUUUCUAGCUUAAGAAUGUUUGGUCUGGAGGAACGACUCAGACAUGCCAUGUAAUAUUGGAGGAGUUUAGGCUUUUCUCUUUGGAGUUUGCAUGUUCUCCCUGUGUGGCCGUGGAGGUUUCUCUGGAAAGAACAUGCGUUUCAGGUCAAUCGGUGGCUCUAACUGGUCCGGAGCGGCGGUCGUAUCCAUCUUUCAACUGAGAUCUGCUCCAGUAACCCUGAGUACGGAGUUAAAAUCCUGCCAAACCCUCAUAAACACACAAAACAUGUUUUACUCACACCCGACGACUCACAGAUCAACUCAGUGUGGUUCACAAAUACAAAGCGCCAUGCACAAACCAAGGCAUUUUGUUUUACAAAUAAGAAGCAAACAUAUAAAAAUAAUACAUAAUAUGUCAGAAACAAAUACAACACGUUUUACACAUACAAAGAAACAUAUUUCUUCAAUUACAAAAAUAAAACUGCAAACAAAAACAUUUCAUGUUUGGUGCUUGUUUGUGGCUGACCCAUCGUAUGGAGGGUAUCACUGGGGGUCAUCUGGCCAGAUGGAAACUCUGCAGUCUUCCCCAUGCUGAACCAAGCUGAAGCAAUUUAUUGACACCUGGGGAAACUUGUGCAGUUUCUUUGAGUUUGGUUGAGGAUUAGUGUGUGACACUUGGUUUAAAACAUUCAUGCCCUGCAAGAACUGGGCUGAUUUCUUCACGGUAUGCUAAGCUGAGAGCCCAAAAUAUGUAAAAAUAAAUCCUUGAAAUCAUUUAAAUUGUGGGCCCUGAAUCUAUAAUCUAUAAAAGUUUAACUUUUUUAUAAUAGAAUUAUGGCAAUGAACUUUUCCAUGAUAUUCAAGUUUUUUGGAAAAGGGCUGUAAAUUUAACACUAUGAGCAGCGAAUAUGGCGGCCUUAAAUGAAAUCAACAGCGCCACCUGCUGCAGUGGAGUUCAAAGUUUACUGGCAUCUGUGUGUGGACCUCAUUACAUUUGUUUGCAAAAUCUGCAAGGUGGAAUAAUAGUGCCAGAAGUCACAUGACAGUGGUUAGGGCAUGCCAAAACACUUACAUAGUUGUAGAAUUGUUUUUGUACUUGAAUAUUUUAGUUUGCAUUUAAAUUUUUUUGUUUUGUUUUUGAGGAAAUAUGCCUCUUGGUAUGGGUAAAACAUUGUAUUUGUUUCUGACACAUGAUGUAUUUAUUUUAAAGAAUUUUUUUCUUAUUUACAAAACAAAAAGCAUUCGUUUGUGAAUGGUAUUUUGUAUUUGCAAACCACACUGAGUUUGUGAAUCGUUGGGUGUGAGUAAAACAUGCUUUGUGUGUUCAUGGGGCUUUGUCAGGAUUUUAACUCCAUACCUGAGCUGGAUAAGGCGGUUUAGAUGAUAGAUGGGUAGAGAAACUCUGUCCAGAGUCAGCUCCUUGAAUUGCUCACUCGUAUUCUGGGUAAACCUGGGUUUAUACCUUUCCUGCAGCCAAGCUGUGGAGAAUCCCAGAAUGCUUACCUUAGAAAUGUAUACAUGUUUCCAUUAUGAUCAACUAGGAAGUGGUAACAUUUUUCUAAAUCUUUCAUGGUUCACAUUUAGUUUCUUCUGUCGUUUUGUGAUUCUAACUCUCUUUGGUUUCAGGCUGCUUGAUUUCCCCUCCUCGUGUCUGAUUGCUGUUCUCUGCCCUGAUGUGUUUCAGUUGAGCUUCAGUGUGUCGUCUUCACGUGGUGGCUUCGGUAAAUGUUGGACUUUUCUGGUGUGUCUUGUGUUGCCGGUUCAUUCUGCGAGGGAUUGGUGAAGCAGCCAGGCCAUACAAUGCCGUAACAAAAGCUUGUUUCAUUAGAAGUACUAGAGAAAGGGAGGGGAAGCAAGCUGCCAACAAAACCUGAAGCACAAAGGAACGUAGAAGUCACAAGAACACAGAUAAGCCAGCAAACAAGACACAAAGGAAAAGUCUAAUAUGUAUCACAGCCACCAGGUAAAGACAAUCUCUCACUCAGAUACUGGUGAAACACAUCAGGACAGAGAAGAGCAAUCAGACACCAAGAGGGGAAGUCAAGGAGCCUAAAAUGAGCGAUAGAAUCAGAAGCUCAAAAUAACACAAGAAAUUAAUCGUGAACCAUGACACAAUCUCCUCCAACAUGUUACAUCUUAUUUAUAAAGUGAAGGCUAUGGACAACUUGAACAGGGAAAGUUGACACCAUUUAUUUAAAGACAUCUUUAUCUUGCUGAUGAAUUCUGAGAUGUUCUUCGUACUGCGACGGUACCGUCAGUGUCCCUGUUAGGUGUCUGGUCUAGUUUAGUGGUGUUCAUGCUGCUCUCCAGUUUCCCCGGACCUUAGAAUUCAGAUCUGUUUCAGGUCUUCUUGAUUUUUAAAGUCGUAAAAAAACCUCCUUAGGUGAGUAUCCUGAGGGUAAACUUGCCUCAAAGGGCCUUGACUUCCAUUGCUGAGAUGGCUGUUUGCGGUGUGUAAUUGUUAUUGCAGCAUGUAGAAGACUUUCUCCUGUUUCUAUGACACAGUUUCUCCUCAAAGUGUCCAUUCAAUGUUGUGAUCAGCGGCAUCAUUCAAAGUCGGCUAGUUUGAGUCUGAGGCUUCAGGAAAGCAGCAUUAAUCCAGGUAAAAGCUCAAAACAAGAAAUAAGUGCAGGUACAAGUCUUGUUGAUGCAAAAUUUUGAAUGUAGACUGAUUUGUUUCAGAAAUGGAAACCUCUGAAUUGAAAUGUACAGGUAGAUUAAAAGUGGUGUAGAGUGUGGUGCAGUCAUGCAAAGUGCAUCUAUUUUCAUCCACCUUCUUCUUAAGCUGCACAGUUUCCUGUGUUUUGGUUGAAUAGAAAAUACUUUAUUUGCCUUAACUUUUUCUUUUUAUAUCUACUGAAGAUAAAUCAGGAAUUUAAAACAAUAAGUACCAUGAGCAAUUCAAGGCCCUGGAUUCAGGCUUAAACAUUAGACAGGAGAAAAGUUUACAUUUUCAGCGACUUUUUUUUUUGUAUCGUUCAUGUCAGGCUGAAAACAAGAAGGAAAUAUCGAGAAACUUAGUAAUGUUUAAUCAAAAAUAACGAAUCACUGACAAUAUUCUCGUUCUGGUCGUCAUAAAGUCCUGUGUACUGCAUUACUGUUGCACAUUUUAUUUCCCUCCAGUACUAACAUGAAACUGAAGAACAUAUUGAAAUGUGUGUUUUGCUUUGUAUAUUUAAAAUUUAUUUGCACCCAGUAAAUGUCUUGUUAUUCGGUGCUAUUUCCUGUGUGUUGGUUUUUUUUUUUACAGUAUAAAAUUAAGUGAGAGCUGAGGAAUUCUUCAAAGGUAAGAUCAUCACGGUUCCUCCUCUGUUAGUCAUCUACAAACAAUGAGAACAGAGUUUCUUCCUUGCAAGCUUUUCCAAGGUCUGUCAUAGUGAAGUAUCUGGAGUUUCAGUUUGGUUCAAUCCAGAGAGACAAAAUCGUCUCUGUCCGAAUCAUGAGUGGAAAUUAUGAGGCUGUGAAGGAUUUGAAGGUAGUUACUCUCAUAUUUUUUACUGGUUGAUCCUGGUGAUAGUCGGAUGAUAAACGGCCUCCGUCACUGAAACCAGAUGACUGAACCCCCGCAGAGCUGUCUCCUCACGUUUUCACUGUUUCUGCUCUUCAAGCCUUUCAAUAAAUCAAGAUCAAUGAAAAUGA